This is a messenger RNA of Komagataella phaffii GS115, 402 nucleotides long. RefSeq names its product 60S ribosomal protein L14. Gene Ontology annotation, cellular component: ribosome; cytosolic large ribosomal subunit. The transcript has a single exon. The coding region runs from base 1 to 402 and encodes 133 amino acids. The record is from RefSeq and is a predicted model, not a curated record. Gene Ontology annotation, biological process: ribosomal large subunit biogenesis; translation. NCBI's taxonomy places the organism in Eukaryota, Fungi, Ascomycota, Pichiomycetes, Pichiales, Pichiaceae. Gene Ontology annotation, molecular function: structural constituent of ribosome; RNA binding.
AUGUCCGCCCCAACCGUUGAAGUUGAAGAAUUGAACUGGAGACUCGUGGAAGUCGGUAGAGUUGUUUUGAUCAACAACAAGCUUGCUGCUAUUGUCGACAUCAUCGACCAGAAGAGAGUUCUCGUUGAUGGACCAUCUACUGAUGUUGAAAGACAAGUUGCUCGUCUUCAAGACAUAGAACUAACCUUCUUAGUGUUGGAUUCCGUUUCCAGGGGAGACAACUCCGAUGCUGUCAAGGAGGCAUGGGAUGCUUCUGAUAUCUCUUCUCAAUGGGCCUCUUCUGACUGGGCUAAGGAUAUUGCUCAAAAGCAGAGAAGAAGUGAGCUGAACGACUUUGAGAGAUUUCAAGUGCAGCUUUUGCAAAAACAAAGAAGCCUUGCUAUCGGUAGUGCUGCUAAAUAG